AAGAAACCAGAGAGAAUUGACUCGACCGAGAAGAGUAUCCGUCUCACAUCCAUCGUGAAUCAUCAAUACGAAGACACCCAACGCGACUAUCGCGACAAGUGCGGGGAAGAAGCAGCCAGAGGGAAAAAAGAUGGCGAUAUCAGAAUGUGGGGCAGUCGUUCUCUUUCUUUCUCAGCCGGACAACGCUUCGUUCGCAAUCUUCUUCCUCUUUCUGGCACUAAACUAAUUCCUGGGGAUCUCAUUUCUUGUCGUGUCUUCUCUCUCCUCUCUUCUUCUCGGGGAUAUCCGUUCCUUUAAGGCUCUAUCUCUUUGUAAUAGCCAAAGAAUUUCACAAUGGGUUCCGACGCUACUACUCCCAAGAUUCUCCUCCUUGGAAACAUCGACCACGCACACAAGUCCUGGGAAUCACUGGGCGAUCUCGCACAGUUGGUUACACCCACCGCAACCAAUCGCGCAGAGUUCCUGCAGGAAUGUCGCGAUGGCAAGUUCGACGGCGUGGUGGCUGCGUACCGUACUUUUAACUCGGCCAGCAUCACGGGUCUGGUCGAUGAAGAGGUGGUGAAUGCACUCCCUAGCUCUUUGCGCUUCCUUGCACACUGUGGAGCCGGGUAUGACCAAGUGGAUGUCCACGCCUGCAGUGCCCGUAACCCCCCAAUUCGCGUUUCCAACGUCCCCACAGCCGUGGACGACGCAACAGCCGACGUGAACAUGUUCCUGAUUAUCGGGGCUUUGCGUAACUUCAACACCGGUAUGCAGGCCCUGCGUGAGGGCAAGUGGCGCGGUCAGCCGGCACCCAUUCUCGGACACGAUCCCGAGGGCAAAGUCUUGGGUGUUUUGGGCAUGGGUGGCAUUGGACGGAAUCUCAAGAAGAAGGCCGAGGCGUUUGGCAUGAAGGUCAUCUACCACAACCGUCGGCAGUUGAGUGAGGACUUGGCUGCUGGAGCACAAUACGUGACCUUUGAUGAGUUGUUGUCGACCAGUGAUGUGAUCAGUCUGAACUUGCCAUUGAACAAAAACACCCGCCACAUCAUCAGCAAAAACGAAUUUAGCAAGAUGAAAGACGGCGUCGUUAUCGUCAACACCGCACGAGGCGCCGUCAUCGAUGAAGACGCCCUAGUCCAAGCCCUUGACAGCGGUAAGGUCUACUCAGCCGGUCUCGACGUCUUCGAGGAGGAGCCUAAGGUCCACCCCGGUUUGGUCCGCAACCCGAAUGUGAUGCUUGUUCCGCACAUGGGUACCUGGACAAGUGAGACCCAAACUGCCAUGGAAGAAUGGGCAAUUGAAAACGUGCGUCUUGCUCUUGAAGCCGGAAAGCUCAAGUCGCCUGUCCCUGAACAGGCUAAUCUGUAACGAACCUUCUUGUUAUGCUUGGAUAUAGUUUCUUUUCUCAAGGGCCUUGGUUAUUCAGUAUCAUGGGGGAAUACCCAUAUACAUAGGAUAAAAGAUAUAUACAUAGACUUCAUUCGAUCGAACAAAUGCGAAUCGCUUAUUCCUUCUACAAGACUAAGUACAUACAUUGA
Molecule: messenger RNA, 1520 nt
Organism: Aspergillus wentii DTO 134E9
Lineage: Eukaryota; Fungi; Ascomycota; Eurotiomycetes; Eurotiales; Aspergillaceae
Product: D-mandelate dehydrogenase-like dehydrogenase
Exons: 6
Coding region: 334-1350 (338 amino acids)
Cellular component (GO): cytosol
Molecular function (GO): glyoxylate reductase (NADPH) activity; NAD binding; hydroxypyruvate reductase [NAD(P)H] activity
Source: RefSeq, a predicted model, not a curated record